Striga asiatica is the source of this 1469-nucleotide messenger RNA. The record is from the annotation of a GenBank genome assembly. NCBI's taxonomy places the organism in Eukaryota, Viridiplantae, Streptophyta, Magnoliopsida, Lamiales, Orobanchaceae.
UAAGCUUUUAAAUGGAUAUUUCAAAAAUACUCUUACAAAUCAUAAAUAUGAAGUGAAUCAACUUCCAAGCUAAUCUGCAUCAACUUCCAAGCUAGUCCAUAUCUUCUACAUGUUGUUUAUAUGAUCCCAAUAAUAUAAUUAGUUACAAGAACCAAAAGGGGCCUAUAAAUGUCCAUGCUCAAAUUGUUCCUGCUCGAAGAAAAACAGAGAGAAAUAAGGUAAAGUUAGGAUGCCUGAGUACUGUGUAACCGGAGGAACUGGAUUUAUCGCAUCUUACCUUAUAAAGUCGUUGCUGGAAAAAGGUCACGCUGUUAGAACCACGGUUAGAAAUCCAGAAAAUGCAGAGAAAGUAAGUUAUCUUUGGGAGCUAAAUGGAGCUAAGGAAAGGCUCAAGAUUAUGAAAGCUGAUUUAGUCGAUGAAGGAAGUUUUGACGAGGCUGUUGAGGGAGUUGAUGGGGUCUUCCACACCGCAUCUCCUGUGCUCGUCAGCCAUGAUGACAAUGAAAAUUUGGUUAAUCCAUGCAUAAAAGGGACAAUGAAUGUGCUAAACUCAUGCAAGAAAGCUAAAAGUGUGAAAAGGGUUGUGCUCACCUCUUCUUGUUCUUCAAUUAGAUACAGAUACGAUGUGGAAAAAGUGUCACCGCUUAAUGAAUCUCACUGGAGUGAUCCUCAAUAUUGUACAAACUACAAUCUUUGGUAUGCUUAUGCCAAAACCAUAGCAGAAACGGAGGCAUGGAAAUUUGCCGAGGAAAAUGGAAUUGAUCUCGUGGUGGUGAACCCGUCAUUUGUAGUUGGACCUCUGCUUUCACCUCAACCUACUAGCACCCUUUUACUUACAUUGGCUAUUGUCAAAGGGGUAAGAGGGGAAUAUCCGAACCAAACCAUAGGUUUCGUGCACAUAGAUGAUGUCGUAAAUGCUCAUAUUUUGGCAAUGGAAGAAAGUAAGGCGUCGGGUAGACUCAUAUGUUCCAACUCGGUCAUACACUGGUCAGAGAUCAUUGAGAUGCUAAGGGCGAAAUACCCAUCAUACCCUUACGAGAACAAGUGUGGGAGUCAUAAAGGAGAUAACAAUCCACAUAGCAUGGACUGUAGCAAGAUCGUCAAGUUGGGCCUCCCUCCUAUGAAAACAUUGGACCAAAUGUUUGAUGACUGCCUUGCAAGUUUUCAAGAAAAGGGCCUUCUUUAGUACUAGCUUAUAAUAGAAUAAAGUUCCUAAUUAUGUUCAAUAUUCUUGCAUGUAACCUUCUGUUUAGUAGAAUAAACCUACAAAACACCCCUUUUUUAUUGUGUAAUUUGACGGAAUGUAUUCAUAUUGGAAAUUAACAGCAUGCCCUUAGUUAAUACCUUUUUGUGCUGGACCAAAUUCUGUGAAAGUGUAUGAGCUGCUGGGCCGCUUGUAAUGGGCUAUCUGGGUUGUACUUUUGGAGCAAAAUGGGCUUCUUCGCUUCUCUAUGCGACUGUAAAAUUGG